Molecule: messenger RNA, 1354 nt
Organism: Ornithodoros turicata
Lineage: Eukaryota; Metazoa; Arthropoda; Arachnida; Ixodida; Argasidae
Product: heme A synthase COX15-like
Exons: 6
Coding region: 110-1321 (403 amino acids)
Biological process (GO): heme A biosynthetic process
Cellular component (GO): mitochondrial inner membrane
Molecular function (GO): oxidoreductase activity, acting on NAD(P)H, heme protein as acceptor
Source: RefSeq, a predicted model, not a curated record
UCCAUCCAAUGCCAAAUACAGAGGGAGGCUAGAGCUAGAGCGGCUCAGCCGGCGUAGAGCAAACUGUAGAGACCACCCUAUUCCAAACAAAAACCAGAGGAUUUCACAAAUGCUGGCGAUUUCAUCGUCGAUAGCCUUGACAGCGUUUUUUCCACGAAUAAUUCCCGUGGGGAAAUACCAUGGCCUUUCUCGAAGCAUACUGCCCGUAUGGCGAGACGUUUUCAAGCUCCGGCCACACGUUCAGAAGUUCAGGGUGCAGGUGACUCUUGCGGCUCCUUCGGAUACUGUUACGAAAGCAGACAAGCUCGUUGGUGGAUGGCUGCUGGCAUGCAGCGGCAUGGCAUUUGGAGCAGUAGUCAUAGGCGGCAUAACCAGGCUCACCAAAUCUGGCCUGUCUAUGGUGGACUGGCACCCUUUUGCAGAGUUCCCUCCGACAAACCACGAUUCCUGGGUGCGAGAGUUUGCAAAGUACCAGCAAUACCCAGAGUUUCAACAGUGCAACAAAGACAUGACUUUAGCAGAAUUUAAACGUAUCUGGUACAUGGAGUACGUCCACCGAAGUUGGGGGCGUACGCUCGGACUAGUCUUUUACCCUACGGCGGCGUUCUUCUGGUGGCGUGGCUUGUUGCAAGGGAGGAAACUCAAAGCCGGAGUUGCGCUUUUAGGGCUAGGACUUGCUUUUCAGGGAGCAUUGGGCUGGUUCAUGGUGCGCAGCGGCUUGCGAGACGAACCCCGCGUGAGCCAGUACCGUCUUGCCGCACAUCUCGGCACGGCCAUCGUCUGGUACGGAGGCGCCCUCUGGGGAGCGCUGUCCCUCCUGCUUCCCCCCACGCACGUUGGGGCACCCGUCAAGAUGGUGCGGAGAGGUGCCCACGGUUUGUUGGGGCUGGCCUUCUGCACUGCCAUGUCUGGCGCCCUAGUGGCCGGUCUCGAGGCCGGCCUCGUUUACAACUCCUUCCCCAAGAUGGCGGACCGCUGGUUGCCGUCUGAUUUGUGGGCGCUGAGCCCAGUGCUCAGGAAUAUCACGGAAAAUCCCACAACAGCACAGUUCAACCAUCGCAUCUUGGGUGUGACCACGGUAUGUGCAGCUACGCUGCUCUGGGCCCUGGGACGCGGGCGCGCGUUAACGCCCCGCGCGCGCCUGGCACUGACCUGCGUGGCCGGCUUGGCUUGGAUGCAGGCGACGUUGGGAGUCACAACACUGCUGACGCAAGUGCCGAUUGCCCUGGCCUCGGCCCACCAGAUGGGAGCACUUUCGCUUCUCACGCUCGCACUGUGGCUCGCUCAUGAACUGAAGCACGUUAGGCGGUUGCCCGUCUAGACUUUUCUUUUUUUUUUUUCAAUGAGGUUAAGA